UUGCAGUACUGUUUUAGCUGUAGUCUUGCUACUGCUAUAGAUAGGUUGAAGGCUUCUUCAACAGCUUCUGUACUAUGACAACAAGCAUGGAAAGGUUUGGUUGGUUUCAGGGAAAAUGGAAUUGAAUGCAGCUCUCUAUGACUACUCAAUUCGAAUGAACUGUCUAUCUCCUCUGUUACGUGAAGCACCAAUCGAUAUCAAUUUUCUUCAGGAGAGCAGAGAAAAAGAAGAAUUGAAUGCAUGCAAGUCUUACGUCAUUUACAGAAAAGCUUUGAUAGCUGCACGCUUGGCUUUGCUCUGUAUCAUAUUAGACCAAGUCUCACUCAUUCACACUCACACUAAUUUUAACCUCUGGUGAAUGUUGCUCUCUAGCUCUUUCUAAUGGCUUCUGUAUUGUCUGCUCAAGAAGCCUCACAGCUACUCAAAUGUCAGACAUGGAUCUUGAAAGUGUUUAUCCACUGUGAAGGUUGCAAGAGGAAAGUGAAGAAAGUUCUACUGGGAAUUGAUGGUGUUUACACCACAUCUAUUGAGGCAGAGCAAAACAGAGUCACAGUCACUGGAGACAUUGACGUUCAGACCCUCAUCAAGAAGCUGAUUGUAAAAACUGGUAAACAUGCCGAGCUAUGGCCAGAAAAUCUCACCAAGAAAGAAAAGACCAAGCCUGUGAAAGCCAAGAACAACGACCAACAGAAAUCCUCAGAAAUUUGCCAAAUUAAGCAGAGUACUACAUGUGACAAAGUUGGAGUGGUCAGGCUAAACAGAGCAAGUGAGGGUGACACAGCUAAGUUUAACAGAGAGGAACAAUGUCAAGUAUCAAAGAAGGGUCACAUUCCGCCGGAGAAAUCACCUAAUGGCCAUGAUUCUCAGGCCAUGGAUCUUCAGCUCGGUGAAAGUGAAAAAGGGAGUGUUGGUGGCAAAAAGAACAGGAAAGGCCAAAGAGAUGAUUUGGGUUCAACAAGCUCCUGUGGACCUGCAAGCAUUGGAUCUCAACAUUAUGGUGAUCACACUGCUGGUCCAGUUGAUCUCAGCCAUAUCAUCGCAAACAUGUAUCCGAUGGAUUACCACUCUCAUCUGGUGUUCAAUGGAAGUGACAUUACAGCAGCUGCUACAGCACUGCCUAGCAAGAGCUUGGCUCCUUACUAUUGUUAUGGUCCAUCAUCACAGUACAAGGAUGCAGCUAGUGGUGAACAGAUUGAUCAAGUGAAAGCAACAUUUCUUCACAGUGUGCAGAUUUUCAGUGAUGAAAAUGCUAAUGGCUGUUUUAUUAUGUGAUUUCAAGCCAAUGCUAUGUGUGUGACAAUAAAGUGAAAAGCUAGAAUAUUUCAGUAGGGUAGGUUAUUGCAUUUUCAGCUGUAAACCUUUAUUAUUUUCAUGCUUAAUAUGAGAGGAUUAAGUCAA
This is a messenger RNA of Rosa chinensis, 1398 nucleotides long. RefSeq names its product heavy metal-associated isoprenylated plant protein 35. NCBI's taxonomy places the organism in Eukaryota, Viridiplantae, Streptophyta, Magnoliopsida, Rosales, Rosaceae. Gene Ontology annotation, molecular function: metal ion binding. Bases 382 to 1272 code for a protein of 296 amino acids. The transcript is spliced from 3 exons. The record is from RefSeq and is a predicted model, not a curated record.